CAGCAAGGACAAGGGCUGGUAGGCGGGGGCCGGGUCGGGUCGGUGCUCAGCGACUGUCUGUGACGCCCGGAGAGGGUGGGCAGUCUCGGCCCCUGGAGAGCCCGCCAUGGUGCGCGCGGGCGCCGUGGGGACGCAUCUCCCGGCGUCCGGCUUGGACAUCUUCGGGGACCUGAGGAAGAUGAACAAGCGCCAGCUCUAUUACCAGGUUUUAAACUUUGCCAUGAUCGUGUCUUCUGCGCUUAUGAUCUGGAAAGGCUUGAUCGUCCUCACUGGCAGCGAGAGCCCGAUCGUGGUGGUGCUGAGUGGCAGUAUGGAGCCAGCCUUUCACAGAGGUGACCUUCUGUUCCUGACAAACUUUCGGGAAGACCCUAUUAGAGCGGGUGAAAUUGUGGUCUUUAAAGUCGAAGGACGAGACAUUCCAAUAGUUCACAGAGUGAUCAAAGUUCAUGAAAAAGAUAAUGGAGACAUCAAAUUUCUGACUAAAGGAGACAAUAAUGAAGUUGACGAUAGAGGCUUGUACAAAGAGGGCCAGAACUGGCUUGAGAAGAAGGAUGUGGUGGGAAGGGCCAGAGGGUUUUUACCAUAUGUUGGUAUGGUCACCAUAAUAAUGAAUGACUACCCAAAAUUCAAGUAUGCUCUUUUGGCUGUAAUGGGUGCAUAUGUGUUACUAAAACGUGAAUCCUAAAAUGAGAAGAAGUUCCUGGGACCAGAUUGAAAUGAAUUCUGUUGAAAAAGAGAAAACCUAAUAUAUUUGAAAUGUUCCACUUUCUGUAUAAAAGGAAACAAUGUGGAGACAUUUUUGUCUUGUCCAAAUAAAUGAUUCAUCAGUGAA
Mirounga angustirostris (Northern elephant seal) is the source of this 832-nucleotide messenger RNA. It is a transcript of the gene SEC11C, whose product is annotated as SEC11 homolog C, signal peptidase complex subunit. Gene Ontology annotation, cellular component: signal peptidase complex; membrane. Gene Ontology annotation, molecular function: serine-type endopeptidase activity. The transcript is spliced from 6 exons. The record is from RefSeq and is a predicted model, not a curated record. Lineage: Eukaryota; Metazoa; Chordata; Mammalia; Carnivora; Phocidae. Bases 107 to 685 code for a protein of 192 amino acids.